CAGGAGGAGAGGGAUGAGCAGAGGUCUCUCCUGGCAGAGCAGAGUGAGGGUUCUGCCACUGGGGUGCCAGAGGCAGAGGAGACGUGGGGAGGCAGAGCUGAGGUUCCUGGAGAGAGCACCCUGUAUGCACCAGGAGCCAGCUGUGAGCCUGUGUUCCUGGGGGGCAGCAUGGGCGAUGUUCCUGUGCUCCCAGGGGGGAGCACCCCACAGCAGGGCAUGGGCAGUCCAUCCCAGCCUGCCAUGGAGGAGAGCACUGCUGGGGCUGGGGAUCCCAGAGGGGAGGGUGACCGGGUGCCUGCUGUAGUGGAAGCAGGCAGCACUUGUGCCUGCACAGAUAGCAGUGCUGGAUCUGAGAGCAGCCCGUGGGAGGGAGCACCUCUGGAAAGCUGUGAGCCCCCAGUGCCCCUAGAGCAGCUGUGCCAUGGCAUGGAGGGGAUCUCACCUGCAUCCUGGGCCAAGGAGCUGGCAAACCCAGAUGAGGAUGUGGGCUCGCUGCAGAAGCACCAGGAGGCUGAGAAAGAAGAGAGAGGUCUCCACAGCAGCUCCCCUACGGAAGGACAGAGCAGUGCCAGUGCUGGAACCCUGAGCCAGACCAGUGCAGGUGCUGAGGAGAGCUGGGAUGUGCUGUUCAACGAUGAUGGGGACUGCCUGGACCCACGCCUGCUGGAGGAGCUCUCAGGGGGUGAGAAGCACCAGGAGAGCCAGCAGUCACCCCGCUUCAACUACUAUCGGGCGGAACCUGCUGCUCCAGACAUCAGCGACGAUGAGCUGCCCCACGUCAUCGAGAUCUACGACUUCCCCGCGGAUUUCCGCACCGAGGAUCUCAUGCGUGUCUUCUGCAGCUAUCAGAAAAAAGGCUUUGAUAUUAAAUGGGUGGAUGAUACGCACGCCCUGGGCAUCUUCUCCAGCCCCAUAACAGCGCGCGAUGCCCUCAGCACCAAGCACCUGAUGGUGAAGACGCGCCCACUGUCCCAGGGCACCCGCGCCUCUAAAGCCAAAGCCAGGGCAUUUGCUGAGUACCUGCAGCCAGCCAAGGAGCGCCCUGAAACAUCAGCUGUCCUGGCCCGGCGGCUGGUGAUUGGUGCCCUGGGGGUACGGAGCAAGCAGACACCAGCCCAGCGAGAUGCAGAGCGGAGGAAGCUGCAAGAGGCUCAAGAGAGGAAGCGCCUGGAGAACAAGCAGCGGGAGGAUGCCUGGGAGGGCCGGGACUGAGCCAGGAGGCUGCACUUUGAGCCCAUGUCCCUCUCUGCAGGCGGGCAGAGCACUCUGCGUCUCAGAGCUGGGACACGUUCUGCACUGUGUCCAAAAGCACUGGGCUGCUUCACCGAGAGGGCUGAGCAGCGUGAGGGCUGGUUGGUACUGUGGGGAUGCUGUUGCUGUCAGGCAGCACUGCCCACUCUGCCCAGGGCAGAACCCCCAAGGCUGCCAGCCACAGCAGGAGCAGCAGCAGGAUGCAGGGAGCUCAGCAGAGAGCAUGGGGGGCUGUGUGGGGUGGCCCUGGCCACCUGGAAGGGCCUUGUGAGUGAGAGUUUCUGUCCUUUAUUUUGCUAAUAAAUGCCAUUUAUUUUA
This is a messenger RNA of Melozone crissalis (California towhee), 1569 nucleotides long. RefSeq names its product R3H domain and coiled-coil containing 1 like (gene R3HCC1L). The transcript is spliced from 6 exons. NCBI's taxonomy places the organism in Eukaryota, Metazoa, Chordata, Aves, Passeriformes, Passerellidae. Bases 169 to 1212 code for a protein of 347 amino acids. Gene Ontology annotation, molecular function: nucleic acid binding. The record is from RefSeq and is a predicted model, not a curated record.